AUGGAGAGAAUUCCACUCUUCAAUCUUGAUCGUGUUCCUAGGCUUAUGCCUAGGUCCCAGAAGGUUCUCUUACCCAUGACCUGUGCAGCAGCUGCUAUCAACUCCAUAACGAUGGGUUACGAUACCAUGAUGAUGUCCAGUCUUAUCGCCGUCCCGCAAUUCACAGAAUACUUCAACCUCAAUCCCACUACCAAUGGUUUAAUGAACGCCAGUGUGUGGAUGGGAUCGAUUAUUUCUUGUCUUUUAAUGCAAUAUAUGGCCGAUCACUUGGGCCGCAGAAGAACGAUUUUGGUAGCGUCUCUUUUUAGUUUUGUGGGUGUUGCAUUACAAACUGCCUCAACGGACAAUAUGGGCAUGUUCAUUUUUGCAAGAGUCGUUCUUGGAUUUUGUACCCAGUUGACCGGAGCUGCCUCUCCCCUCAUGGUAGCAGAGGUGGCCCCAAAGAAGAUCAGAGGUUUCAUGGUGGGCAUGUACUUUACCUGCUUUAACGCAGGCGCUAUUAUUGCAUCAGGAAUAACAUUUAGAACUGAAGACAUUCACGGGACUUGGGCAUGGCGCCUUCCUUCCCUUUUGCAAGCAAUACCGAGUGCAUUGUCCAUCUUUCUCCUCAUAUUCGUUCCCGAAUCGCCAAGAUGGAUGAUAUCCAAGGGGAGAUAUGAUUACGCCACAGAGGUUCUUGGAAUAAGUAACAACCUCACGAAGAGCCAGGCUGACGUCAUGGUCCAAGAGAUCCAGUCGACGAUUGAGGAGGAAAAGCAAGACACCAAGGGUGCAUGGCCAACUUUACUUCGUCCGUCCAGACCGGACCAGAAGCGAUUGAUUAUGAUCGUAUCGCUUGCUCUUAUUUCGGAGUUGGGUGGCUCUUCGGUUGGCAGCUACUACCUUACCGUGAUUCUCCGGCAGGCCGGAAUCACUGGAACAAAGAAACUCUUGGAGAUCAACUUGAUCAGUUCGUGUUGGAACUUUGUAUGUGCCGUUUGUGGUGCCUACAGCUUCGAUUAUUUGGGAAGAAGAAAGCAGGCUAUAGGGUCACUCACAGGCAUGAUUAUCACUUUUGCUUUGCUCGGAGGAUUUGUCAAAAUGUUCGGCCAGAGCACUAACACAAAAGGGCAGUAUGCCACGAUUUUCUUGAUGUUUCUUUUCAACGGCUUUUACAACUUUUGUGUAACCCCACUCAACUGUCUUUACCCGUCAGAGCUUUUCCCCAUGAAGACAAGAGCGGCUGGUACCACCAUCUUCAAGUUUUGCAAUUGUGCGGCAGGACUUUUGGGAACGUUUAUUUUACCAAUAGCGAUGGACAACGUUGAAUGGAAAUUUUACAUCAUUAACGCAGGCUAUGAUGUCCUCUUUUUGAUUAUUGUCAUCCUAUUCUGGGUUGAGACUAAGGGCUUGAGUUUGGAGGUGAUUGGUAAAAACUUGGGAGAGGCUCCCCCAUUGGUAUUGUCUGACGGGUCAGACUCUGUGAGUGAAGUACACGAGAUCCACACAUCCAAGAAGCAGUGA
Candidozyma duobushaemuli is the source of this 1503-nucleotide messenger RNA. Its product is annotated as sugar porter family MFS transporter. Lineage: Eukaryota; Fungi; Ascomycota; Pichiomycetes; Serinales; Metschnikowiaceae. The coding region runs from base 1 to 1503 and encodes 500 amino acids. The record is from RefSeq and is a predicted model, not a curated record. Gene Ontology annotation, biological process: transmembrane transport; carbohydrate transport. The transcript has a single exon. Gene Ontology annotation, molecular function: carbohydrate:proton symporter activity. Gene Ontology annotation, cellular component: membrane.